Molecule: messenger RNA, 1874 nt
Organism: Monomorium pharaonis (pharaoh ant)
Lineage: Eukaryota; Metazoa; Arthropoda; Insecta; Hymenoptera; Formicidae
Product: protein ALP1-like
Exons: 3
Coding region: 364-1575 (403 amino acids)
Source: RefSeq, a predicted model, not a curated record
CAGAUGUAAAAAUGUUGGCAUUCGUGGAGUGACGGCACGGUCAAACUUAGCUUUUUAGCUGUGUACCACUGAUCUCAUUAAAGUGGAUAUGGCAUAGGACGAAAUAAGUGUGACCAAUUGAAGGUUGUAGUCUCUGUACACAAUAUGGCGGUGUAUACGAAUACGAACACAGUUUACUGUGACGAUGAUACGAAAUUCCACGUGUAAUUAAUUAUCUAUAGACGUAGAUGUGUAUCAGUUUUAUUCAAAAUAUUACUUUUUUUAUAAUAAAAAUAGUAAAAUAGUAAAAUAGUAAGAUUCCAAAAUUAAAAAAUGUGUUUAUUGUGGAAAAGGAAGUGAAAAUAAACAACAAACGUUUCAUAGAUGAACAACGACAAAAGAUUAAUUUUGCAAUUAAUGGAAGGAGUCAAUUAUUCAAUUUGCACCGAUUCCUCAAGUACCACAUUGGAUGAAUUGAAUAGUAGCAGUAGUAGUAGUACAGAUAAUAUUAUCAAUUCAUCAAGUGAUGAUGAUGAUUUGUUAUUGUUUCCGCUAAUGAAAUUUUUGACGAGUGGUAAAAAAAGACAACGUAUUGAAAAUUAUCUUGAAAUUAUAGACUCUUUGUCGGAUCAAGAAUUUAAAGAACACUUAAGAAUAAAUCGACGUACUGCAUUAACGUUAAUUGAUGAAUUGAAAUUAUCGGGUUACAUUCCAUCCCAUUCUUUUGGAAUACGACCACUUUCUGCAAAAUUGAGUUUUAUUUUAUUUUUAUGGUAUAUUGCAAAUACAGAACCUUUGCGAACUUUAUCGGAUAGAUUUGAUAUUUCAAUUUCAUCUGUAUUCCGAGUUUUGCGACGAAUUACAAAGUGGUUUCUGAGUAAAUUAGAUACGAUUAUUAAAUGGCCACAAGAACAAAAUGUUAAAAUUGUAUGUGACAAAUUUUUUAUCAAACAAGGAGUACCAAAUGUUUUAGGGGCAAUUGACGGCACUCACAUUAGAAUAGAAAAACCGUCAAUUAAUGCACGUGAUUAUAUAAAUCGAAAAAAAUAUUUUUCAAUCUGCUUACAAGCUGUUGUAGAUUCUGAUAUGCGAAUUACAAAUAUAUAUUGUGGCGAACCUGGUUCUCUUCAUGAUUCACGUGUUCUUAGAAGAUCUCCUUUAUAUGAAGCAGCAUCUGUUAAUCAAGCAAUGUUAUUUCCUAAUCAAACAUUUAUAUUAGGUGAUUCGGCAUAUCCCUCUUUACCAUGGCUUGUUUCACCGUAUAAAGAUAACGGUCAUUUAUCUCCUCAACAAGUAGAAUUUAAUUACAUGAUUUCGUCAACACGGAUUUCAGUUGAGAGAGCAUUUGGUCAAUUAAAAGGGCGUUUUAGACGUAUUAAAUUUUUUAAUGAAUACCGUACAUUACCUUUUAUUAUUAAUACAGUAGUAGCAGCUUGUAUUUUACACAAUUAUUGCAUCAAUGAAAAUGAUACAUAUGAUUUUCCUGAAUAUUAUGAUGAAAAUAUAAAUAACAUUUUAAAUAAUAAUGGAAUAAUUGAAGAAAAUAUUCCAGGAGAUCGUAGAACUCAAUUAUUCAAUGAAAUUUUUCCUUGUUAAGAAAAAUAUAAGACUUACAUGUACAAAAUAUUUUACUUUUAAUAAAAUAAAAUGACUUAUAUGAAUUAUGACUUAUUUUUGUAUUAGAUUCCACAUGUUGAUUAAUUUUAAUUUCAGUUUACAUUUUAUUUUCUUUUAUUUUAAGAAUUAAAAAAAAGCAAGUUAAACAGAGAUUAAAGUUAAGCAAAUCUAAACCUUUGCGAACUUUAUUGGAUAGGUUUGAUAUUUCAAUUUUAUUUUAUAGUUUUUAUUAAAUACUUUAAAAAAACAUUUUUUACAUUUUUUAAACGAGAAUAAAA